Molecule: messenger RNA, 1893 nt
Organism: Acaulospora morrowiae
Lineage: Eukaryota; Fungi; Glomeromycota; Glomeromycetes; Diversisporales; Acaulosporaceae
Source: the annotation of a GenBank genome assembly
AUGUCAGAUUCUCGGACCAAUUUAUUAUCUUCGGUAAUAUCACAAAAUCCUGAGCAUACGUACUACACUUUACCGCCGGAAACAUUCUCAACCAACUCAGGGGAAUCUAUAAGAACCCUUCAUCAAUUAAAUGAUGAUAACCACAAUGCAUUUUUGGAAAUUAACGAAAAUCUUGUGAUUGUUCGUGAUGUAAUCAGGAAUUUGGUGCCUCUUGGCUCAAUUAAAAACUCGGGGGAUUUAAUAACAGAUACUGUAGUGGAUUAUGUAUUUGAAAAAUGUAAAAAUCAUUCGAAUGUUGUUUUUGUCACUCUUCACUACGCAAGAGAACUACAAGAGGUGGAUAAAAUUAAUGAUGUUCACGGAAGAGGAGGACCUGCCGUGCGGAGCAUGAGGAGAAAAAGAAUCGAGUGUGGUGUGUUUUUGGCUAGGGAAUUGGUUCAUAAGUUCAAAAAUCAAGAUCUAAUAUUUGUUGAAGUAUUAACAAGGCGUUAUGCCUUUUCUCAAUAUGAUGACGUGAAAUGUCGCAAAAAUGCUUUAGAACUUGCGGUUAAAUUGCACUAUAAUCAUGGAGAUUAUGGUGGUGUCUUUUUGGCCGACGAUGAAGUUCAGGCUUGCAUUUAUGCAUUAUGGGUUGGCGAUUUAAUGCCCCGGAUCUCUGCAUAUCCAAAAAUUUCGGCGCCAAUAGAAUUUUAUGUUCCAAGGCACAGCAUUUCCUUCCUGGAAAAUUUUCGGAAUUUUGAAUUGUUGAAUAUUCCAAGAAAUCAAUAUUUGCUCAAUAUGAUUGCGUGGAUUGCAUUAUUACUCAUUUACACCUUGGUUGCUGUAAAUUGUAAAGAAGUGCAUGGAUUUUGUGAUGCUUUGGAAUGGUCUAUGUAUAUUUUGGUUCUCGGAUUCAUGGUGAAAGACAUAAGCCUGUUUUUAAAACACGGAAUUAAAAUCUAUAUUCACACAAGGAAAGUGAUAUCAUUAAUUCUUUAUGUCAUAUUUGUGGUGGAUUUUAUAUUAAGGGCAAGUAACCAUGACUCUGGAUCCACCGAAACUUUGAAUUCUCACCGUAAAGCCUUAUCAUUGGUUCCACUGUUUCUUCAUUGGCGCGUCAUGCUGACACUAGACGCAUUCCAAACUGUUGGGAGAUGGUUGACUGAAAUUUCAAGAAUCCUACGCAAGAGUAGGUCAUAUUUUAUAUUGUUGGGUUUAGCAACAAUUGCCUUUUUCCAAUCGUUCUUGGUACUUCACGGAAACUCGGACAGGGUGCCCGGAGAGAGAAAUGAAUGGUCCAUUAUGUCACUUCUGGUUAAAGGAAUGUUAAAUGCACCUGACUUCUCGGGAUCUUUGCAUCUAGGAGAUCAAUAUGGAUUUUAUCUGUAUUCAUUCUACGUUUUUACCGUUAGCGUGAUCCUUUUCGCAUUCCUGCUUCCGCUUUUCAUGACAGCAUUCAUAAACCGAUGUACAGUACCCGAAGAAUAUUUAGCUCAUUUUGCCACGAUAGUGGUUCAAGACGUCCGUGACAAUAUUCCGGGUCAAUACAACUACCCUCCGCCUUUCAACCUCCUUUACUACACCGUCGUUCUACCUAUCUGUUUCUUAGUCAAUAUAAGAAAACGUAGAAAUCCAUUCUUGUGGAUAAACAUCGAGAAGAUAUUGACAAUGGCUGUAUUUUUUAUUCCAAUGAUCGUGUUUGCGAUGGUCGAGGUACAAACUAAUAGAAAAAAAGAUAAAGAUGCGAGAGAGGAUGAUGUUAAAGUUAUUCCGGAUUUGCCUAUACCAAAGGGUGAGGGACAAAUGUUGAGAAAGAUGUUGACUGCAAUUGAAGAUAUUCACGAAUUACAAAAGAAUAUCCACGCGAGGUUGGAGGCUGUGGAGACACAUUUGGGAGUUUAUGGCGGUUUAUGA